Molecule: messenger RNA, 3069 nt
Organism: Diaporthe citri
Lineage: Eukaryota; Fungi; Ascomycota; Sordariomycetes; Diaporthales; Diaporthaceae
Exons: 4
Coding region: 1-3069 (1022 amino acids)
Biological process (GO): protein import into nucleus
Cellular component (GO): cytosol; nuclear envelope
Molecular function (GO): small GTPase binding
Source: RefSeq, a predicted model, not a curated record
AUGGAGGACCAGCUGGCCCAGCUGCUCGCAAACACCCAGCUUCCCGCCGAAGAGCCUCGAAAACGCGCAGAACUCGACCUCAAACAUGCCCAGACCAACCCGGCCUUCCCAGUCGUCCUCGCCAACAUCGCCGCCCACAACUCCGUCGCCACAGAAAUCCGCCAGGCCGCCCUCGCAUACCUGCGCCGCUUCAUAGAGCACAACUGGAGCGAAGAGGGCGACGAUGGCGAGGGACCCCUGGUGCCCAUCCCCGACUCCACAAAGGAGGAGCUGCGUCACAAGCUGUUGGAACUGGCUCUGAGUGAGGAGCCUGAUCGCAAGGUCAAGGCUUCGGUCAGCUAUGCCGUUGGGAAGAUUGCGAACAAUGAUUUCCCCGAGAAAUGGCCCUCCCUGCUCCCGUCCCUCCUCAAUGUUAUCGCCAAUGGCAACGACAUCCGCCUCUACGGCGCCCUGAAGGUCCUGAGCGACAUCGUCGAGGAGAGCCUGACCGAGGACCAAUUCUUCUCCAUGGCCCGACCCAUCAUCGACAACGUCUUUAAUGUCGCCGUCAACGACGGCCGGAAGCCUACCCUUCGCGCUCUCGCGGUACACGUCUUCCGCGGCUGUUUCGAUCUCAUGGACAUGGUGAAGGAUGACCACCCCAAGGAGGUUAAGGGCUUUGCCGAGGAAUCUCUCAAGAACUGGCUGCCUUUCUUCUCCCAGGUGCUCCAGGUCCAACUGCCUGAGAGUUCCGAAGAGCCCACACAGCGGGAAUACAGAAAUGGCAUUAUCGCAUUCAAGCUGCAGGUGGUUAAGACGCUGAUGAAGGUCAAGAGUGUCUUCCCUACGCUUCUGCUGCCCCAGAGCACUGCAUUCUUCCAGGCUGCCUGGCACGAGCUCUCGCUCCUUCAGGAAUCUUACAAGUCGAACUAUAUAGACAAUGGGAGCCAGGGGAGGCUGGAGGAUUCCGAUGGACUGCCCUACACCCUCGACUUCCUGAUCCUGGAAGAAUUGGACUUCCUCAAUCAGUGCAUGAGGGCCACACCAGUGCAGAAAGAACUCGAGGCCCAGCUCGGCGCGGGGCCAGCUCACGAAAUCCCCUGGAUACUGGACCUUAUGAAGUUGCUGGUAGCUUACAGUCGGAUCACUCAUGAGGAAGAGGAAUUGUGGGACAUUGAUGUUUCCCUUUAUCUCGCCGAGGAGACUUCGGUAACUGCUAACUACACAGCCCGCACUGCUUGUGGAGACCUUCUAAUAAAGGUGGGAGAAUGGCUUCACCAACGGGCGCUGGAAGGCCUCUUUGCCUACACUAAGAGCCAGUUCUCUGGCGAGCAUGAUUGGCGCUCGCAGGAAGCUUGCCUGUAUCUGUUCAACAUGCUCAUCAGUGAUCUGCAAGAUCGCUCAGAAGCCGUUCCUCCUGAAGUUGCCCAGGCCCACAUGGAAUUGAUUGACUAUUCCAUCGGCCAAGAUCAGCCCCUCCUUCGCGCUCGAGGGUUUCUGGUGGCCAGUACCCUGGCCCAGAUAUUCCCUCCGGUUGCUGGUAUCGUGGACAAGACGAUUGAGUCUGUCAGCCGAGACAGCUCGGAGCUUGUCCAAGUGGCUUGUGUCAAGGCUGUUGAGGGGUUCGUCAGCUCUAGCAACGUGCCUGCGGACCGACAAGUGCCAAUGCUGGUGGCCAUCAACGGCUUCCUUGACGGAAAGGAUAUGACUGAUCUCAUGGAUGCCGAUGACCUGCUGGUCACACUCGCCGAAGCACUCAGAGCAGUCAUUGGCAUCGACCCGAGGGUCACGAUUGCGUCGGACAUCAAGUCGAUCGAUUUGCUGUUCUUGAUUGCCAAGCACGGUGCAUCGAACUUUCAAGUUACGGUUUUGGUGUGCGAGGCAUUCGAGGAGCUCGUGCAGAGUCUGUCAGACUCGGCAUCUUACGCCGCUCUGUGCGCCAAAGUCCUGCCGACCAUCACCGGGGCCUUCAACGUUGCGGAUAUGACCUCGGACGACCCACUUCUCACUCUGGCAUGUGAGCUGCUGGUACCACUCGUACAGAACGGCUCCGAGCCCCUGCCAGCAGGCUUUGUAGCUGCGACUCUGCCCAAGGUGAAGAACAUGCUGCAGCAGUCGCCCGAGGGCGAGGUCCUGCGGCCAGGCGCAGAAGCGAUCAAGUACAUGUUGAUGCACGAUCACCAUCAGGUUCUCGGUUGGCACGACGAGAAUGGUCAAUCCGGACUAGAGACAUGUCUCAUCAUAAUUGACCGGCUGUUGGGCCCUGGAAUCGAGGAUAAUGCGGCCUCCGAGGUUGGAGGCCUUGCCGCAGAACUUGUGGAGAAGGCAGGCCCAGAGCGUCUCGGUCCCUACCUUGAAAAGUUGUUGCAGGCCGUGGCGAACCGACUGGCAACUGCUGAGGCUGCUCCUUUCAUCCAGUCUCUCAUUAUCGUUUUCGCACGUUUGUCACUAAUGCAGGCGGGUGACGUUGUACAAUUCCUCAGCAACAUUGAUAUUGGUGGCCACAACGGCCUACAGGUGGUGCUCAGCAAGUGGCUGGAGAACUCGGUCAACUUCGCGGGCUAUGACGAAAUUCGGCAGAAUGUCAUCGCCCUAUCGAAGCUAUACUCGCUGUACGACGCACGCCUGGCUCAGACCAUGGUCAAGGGCGAUCUUAUCAUGCAGCCUAGCGACGGCAGGAUAAUGACGCGGUCCCGGGCUAAGCAGAACCCGGACCAGUACACCCUGAUUCCCGCAACGCUCAAGAUACUGAAAGUUCUGAUCGAGGAACUCAUCUCCGCGUCCGGUGUCCAGGGCGCGGCCAACGCCGCUGCUGCUGCGGCGGCUGAGUUUGCUGAUGCAGACGAGGAUGACGGUGACGAGGGCUGGGAGGACGAGUUCGACACCGUCGGCCUCGGAGCCAAUGCGCAGACUCUCAUGAACCUGGCCGAGGGCGCUAACAGCAGGAUGCGGGAUGAUGAGACACAGCAGUACCUGUCGGAGUUCUUUGUGCGCGCUGCGAGGGAAAACAUUGCUGACUUCCAAAACUGGUAUGGCAUGCUCACGGAGGAUGAGAAGAGUAAGCUGAACGAGCUGGCAACAGCUCAAUGA